This is a messenger RNA of Elephantulus edwardii (Cape elephant shrew), 1369 nucleotides long. It is a transcript of the gene RXRA, whose product is annotated as retinoid X receptor, alpha. Gene Ontology annotation, molecular function: retinoic acid-responsive element binding; zinc ion binding; nuclear receptor activity. Lineage: Eukaryota; Metazoa; Chordata; Mammalia; Macroscelidea; Macroscelididae. Bases 62 to 1369 code for a protein of 435 amino acids. Gene Ontology annotation, biological process: cell differentiation; positive regulation of transcription by RNA polymerase II; anatomical structure development. Gene Ontology annotation, cellular component: RNA polymerase II transcription regulator complex; nucleus. The record is from RefSeq and is a predicted model, not a curated record. The transcript is spliced from 10 exons.
CCUCGACUUCUCCACCCAGGUGAAUUCCUCGUCCCUCAGCUCGCCGACAGGACGUGGGCCCAUGGCUGCGUCCUCACUGCACCCGUCGCUCGGACCGGCCAUCGGCUCCCCCGGCCAGCUGCACUCUCCUAUCAGCACCCUGAGUUCCCCCAUCAAUGGCAUGGGCCCACCCUUCUCGGUCAUCAGCUCGCCCAUGGGCCCCCACUCCAUGUCCGUGCCUGCUGCACCCACCCUGGGCUUCGGCACAGGCAGCCCCCAGCUUAACUCACCCAUGAACCUGGUCAGCAGCACGGAGGACAUCAAGCCCCCGCUGGGCCUGAAUGGUGUCCUCAAGGUCCCCGCCCACCCCUCAGGGAACAUGGCUUCCUUCACCAAGCACAUCUGUGCCAUCUGUGGGGACCGCUCCUCAGGCAAGCACUACGGGGUGUACAGCUGUGAGGGCUGCAAGGGCUUCUUCAAGCGGACGGUGCGGAAGGACCUCACCUACACCUGUCGGGACAACAAAGACUGCCUGAUUGACAAGCGGCAGCGGAACCGGUGCCAGUACUGCCGCUACCAGAAGUGCCUGGCCAUGGGCAUGAAGAGGGAAGCUGUGCAGGAGGAGCGGCAGCGGGGCAAAGACCGCAGCGAGAACGAGGUGGAGUCCACCAGCAGUGCCAACGAGGACAUGCCCGUGGAGAAGAUCCUGGAGGCCGAAGUGGCUGUGGAGCCCAAGACAGAGACGUAUGUGGAGGCCACUGUGGGGCUGACCCCCAGCUCGCCCAACGACCCCGUCACCAACAUCUGCCAGGCAGCGGACAAGCAGCUCUUCACCCUGGUGGAGUGGGCCAAGCGGGUGCCGCACUUCUCAGAGCUGCCGCUGGAUGACCAGGUCAUCCUGCUGCGGGCGGGCUGGAACGAGCUGCUCAUCGCGUCCUUCUCACACCGCUCCAUCGCCGUGAAGGACGGUAUCCUGCUCGCCACCGGCCUGCACGUCCACCGUAACAGCGCCCACAGCGCCGGCGUGGGCGCCAUCUUUGACAGGGUGCUGACGGAGCUUGUGUCCAAGAUGAGGGACAUGCAGAUGGACAAGACGGAGCUUGGAUGCCUGCGCGCCAUUGUGCUCUUCAACCCCGACUCCAAGGGGCUCUCAAACCCAGCGGAGGUGGAGGCGCUGAGGGAGAAGGUCUAUGCGUCCCUGGAGGCCUACUGCAAACACAAGUAUCCUGAACAGCCAGGCAGGUUCGCCAAGCUCCUGCUCCGUCUGCCCGCCCUGCGCUCCAUUGGCCUCAAGUGCCUGGAGCACCUCUUCUUCUUCAAGCUCAUCGGGGACACGCCCAUCGACACCUUCCUCAUGGAGAUGCUGGAGGCCCCCCACCAGAUCACUUAG